Messenger RNA from Entelurus aequoreus (snake pipefish), 2083 nucleotides. Its product is annotated as chromodomain Y-like protein 2. Gene Ontology annotation, cellular component: nucleus. The coding region runs from base 325 to 1830 and encodes 501 amino acids. NCBI's taxonomy places the organism in Eukaryota, Metazoa, Chordata, Actinopteri, Syngnathiformes, Syngnathidae. The transcript has 7 exons. The record is from RefSeq and is a predicted model, not a curated record. Gene Ontology annotation, molecular function: transcription corepressor activity.
AGGAUCAGGACGUGUCUCAGCGUCACAAGACACCCCUCCGUCCCUCCACGAAGGGAGGAGGAGGAGGUGCACGAUCAUCGGCCACCCUCGCCUUAGAUACCAACUCAUUUUCGGUGUGGUUAGACUGAGUAAACAGCACCGCUCGGUGCUUGUUUGUAUCUACGGCUUGAGCGAUCCAUCGCAGCGCGCCGGGCUCGAUUGACACUGUCUGCUGAUCUGCUGCUGCCCAUCGCUCGCAAUAACAAGGCUUGCUCGCUAAUUCCCGUCCAAACAGCCUCCCGAAAGACCCAACAAGGCGGUCAACAACGGAGUCAACACCUCGCUAUGGCUUCGGGAGACCUUUACGAGGUGGAGCGUAUUGUAGACAAAAGGCGAAACAAGAAGGGUAAGUGGGAGUACCUAAUCAGGUGGAAGGGCUAUGGAAGUAAAGAGGACACCUGGGAGCCGGAGCACCACCUACUGCACUGUGAGGAGUUCAUUGAUCACUUCAACAGCUUGCAAAUACAUCUGCACAAACAGCCCAAAAUUCCCAAAAGUACAGCCAACGGUCAUUCGGCAGCCACAGAAAACUCCAGAGCUCGGGCUGAAGUGCGAAAGAAGAAAAGCGGUAGUGAGCCAGCCGUUGGGGUUCGAGUGGGAACUAUUCUAGGGAUCCCAGGUGGAGGGUCAGCAGCCGUUCACAGGCAGAGGAAGGUUGGUGAAGGGCUUGGUAGGCAUGCUUUGCGGGACAAAAUGAGCAAAGCCAUGACCUUUAAGACUCCUUCACUAGGAGCCCCUCGUUUUGUGGCCCCGAUGAGGGAGCCUUAUAAUGGACUCCAGAAUGGAGAUGUGGAGCCACACAUGUACAGGACAGCAUCAAGGUCACACAGAGCAUCUUCGGACAGGGUGAACGGAGACCAAAAAGAAAUAGAUACUACUGAAUUAGGCUCCCCUUUAGCCGACAGUAAGAUGCAACUGCACAGCUCAGCAAAGCGCAAGAUGGCAGAGGAGAAGUGUUACGUGUUUGACAAGCGGCUCAGGUACAACGUGCGACAGAACGAGAGCAACUGUCGUUUCCGGGACAUCGUAGUCCGAAAGGAGGAUGGUUUUACGCACAUCCUUCUUUCCAGCCAGACGACGGACAGCAACGCUCUGACGCCAGAGAUCAUGAAGGAGGUGUGUCGGGCUCUGGGAAAUGCGGCAUGCGAUGACAGUAAACUGUUAUUGCUCAGCUCUGUGGGGACGGUCUUCUGUAGUGGGCUGGAGCCGUCCUACCUGAUCGGCCGUCUGUCCACCGACCGCAGGAAAGAAAGUAGUCGCAUUGCAGAUGCCGUAAGGGACUUUGUGUUGGCCCUCAUACGCUUCAAAAAGCCCAUAGUAGUGGCCAUCAAUGGGCCAGCCCUAGGCUUGGGGGCAUCUAUCCUGCCUCUAUGCGAUGUGGUCUGGGCCAGUGAGAGAGCCUGGUUCCAAACUCCAUGUGCAGCCCUCCACCUCACCCCUUCUGGCUGCUCCUCUUACACUUUCCCCCAAAUCCUGGGUGUAGCUUUGGCCAAUGAGAUGCUGUUCUGCGGCAGAAAACUCACGGCACAAGAAGCAUGCAGUCGCGGUCUGGUGUCGCAGGUCUUCUGGCCAACCACAUUUAAUCAGGAAGUGAUGCUGCGUGUGAAGGAGAUGGCGUCAUGCAAUGCUGUGGUUCUAGAGGAAUCCAAAUGCCUGGUGAGGAGCAUCCUCCUGCGUGUUUUAGAAGAAGUGAACGAGAAGGAAUGUCAGAUGCUAAAGCAGCUGUGGUGUUCCACCAAAGGACUGGAGGCGCUCUUCAGCUACUUGCACAACAAAGCGUAUGAGAAGUGACCCCAAACUGAAGCAGUCUUUGUUUCCAGCCAUCAGCACGGAGGAAGCCCGAGAUUGAGUGUGCUUUCAUCAAAUUCUUCUUGUUUUUUUCAACUGGACCGUCCAGUUGUUGAUUCUCUUUUCGAGAAGGGGACCAAAUGUGCAUUAGUUCAUAUGAACAUCAAGCAGGGCUCAGGAGGAAGGUACACUGGCUUUGUGUACAUGCCGAAAUGAAUCAGGAUGCAGAAAAUCAAUUGUCUGACAAGCACAUGAC